GCGGGUCCCGGCCAGAUGUGCACGGCCCGCCCCGCCCUCCCUGGCGCGCCCGGCCCCGCUGCACGGGGACAGGAGCCGCGCGCGCCUCGCCGGGGCGCCCCCACAGCCCGCUGCGACCGCGCCGGGGAGCGGCGGAGGCCCCGAGCGGCCGAGGAGAGCGGAGGCGGCCGGCCCGCAGCGCCCCGGGGCCCGCGCCCUCCCGAGGAGGCGCAGCAGGAGCGGCGGGAGGCGGCGGAGGGAGGCCCCGGCGCCAAGAUGCCGCGUCCCUGGGCCCUGGCGCUCCCGCUGCUGCUCCCCUGGGUGGCAGGUGGAUCGGGGGACGCGGCCAGUGCAAAGGAUCGUGGGCUGUCGACGUCCACACCACAGCCCGGGCUCUGUCGCUACGGAACUAAGCUGGCCUGCUGCUAUGGCUGGAGAAGGAACAGCAGGGGAGGCUGUGAAGCUUUGUGUGAACCCGGAUGCAAGUUCGGGGAGUGCGUGGGACCGAACAAAUGUAGAUGCUUCCCGGGAUACACCGGAAAGACGUGCAGUCAAGACGUGAAUGAGUGUGGACUAAAACCCCGGCCGUGCCAACACAGAUGUGUGAACACACACGGGAGCUACAAGUGCUUUUGCCUGAGCAGCCACGUGCUCAUGCCGGAUGCCACGUGUGCGAACUCCAGGACGUGUGCCAUGACAAGCUGCCAGUACAGCUGCGAAGACACAGAGGAAGGGCCUCGCUGUCUGUGUCCGUCCUCGGGGCUCCGCCUGGCGCCGAAUGGAAGAGUCUGUACAGAUAUCGACGAAUGUGCCUCUGGGAAAGCUGUCUGCCCUUACAAUCGAAGAUGCGUGAACACAUUUGGAAGCUACUACUGCAAAUGUCACGUUGGUUUUGAACUGAAAUAUGUCCGUGGCCGCUAUGACUGUGUAGAUAUAAACGAGUGUGCUGGGAAUACCCAUCCGUGCAGCCUCUAUGCCAACUGCCUCAAUACCCAAGGAUCCUUCAAGUGUAAAUGCAAACAGGGAUACAGAGGCAAUGGCCUUCAGUGUUCCGUGAUCCCUGAAAAUUCUGUGAAGGAAGUCCUCACGGCCCCUGGUACCCUCAAAGACAGAAUCAAGAAGUUGCUGGCUCACAAAAACAGCAUGAAAAAGAAGAUAAAAAUCAAAAAUGUCAUCACAGAACCUUCUGGAGCUCCUGCCCCUGAGGUCAACCUGCAGCCCCUCAACUCUGAAGAGAGUGUUUCCAGAGGUAGGAACUCUGAUGGAGGAAAAAACCGAAAUGAAGAGAGAAAGAAAGAGGGGCUCGAGGAAAGGAAGAGAAAGGAGAAAACCCUGAAGAACCACAUGGAGCGGGAGCAAAGCCUUCGAGGAGAUGUGUUUUCCCCGAAGGUGAACGCAGCGGGUGAAUUGGGUCUGGUUCUGGUCCAGAGAAAAGCUGUCACAUCCAGGCUGGAACACCAAGCAGAUUUAAAUAUCUCAGUUGACUGCAGCUUUGAGCACGGGGUCUGUGACUGGAAACAGGAUAUAGAAGAUGACUUUGACUGGAAUCCUGCUGAUCGAGAUAAUGGUCAGCGUUUGUCACCUUUGGAAACUUCUAGACCUUCCGAAGUCUGCCCUCAUGAAUGGCUCCGUUGGUUCAGUAUCUGUGUCCCGCCUUAUCCCUCUUACCCCCACCCACCCACAUACAGGAUGUUCUAGCAAAACUUUUCCAUAGUCACUCCUGCUGCCGAGAGACAGAUGUUAGAACUCGUGAACAUUUUUGACUUAUAAAGAAAAAAACCCUAUUUUUUAAGUAAUCUCUGUGCCCAACGUAGUGCUCAAACUCAUGACCCCGAGCUCAAGAGCCACAUGCUCUACCAAGUGAGCCAGCCAGGGCCCAAGAAUUCAUGUACAUUUUAAGAGUAUUGGGGGAAGGGUAGAAAGAAGCUGUUCUUUUCCCCAGUUUGGCAGCUCGUGGUGCUCUGUAGUUUUUGUUUUGCUUUUGGUGGGGAAAUAAAUCUGGAAAGGAAAUAUGACCUCUGCCUAAACCUGAAGUUUUAGUAAAGCCACCCCUCAAAGUAGCAGCACCAUGAUGGGCAUCAGGUCAGCAACCUGAACUUCUGGACUGAAUGUUCCCCUCCGUCGCUUGCAGAUUCCUCUCUGGCCACUUACACUGGGAUUUUUCUCGACUUCAGCUCUGAGCUGUGGAAUUCUAGCACUUUCCACUUCUUGCUUAAACACUAUUGACGGGCCCUAGCUUUCCCCUUGGGUAGAGCAUUUUGGCUGAUACAACCCACUUGGAGCAUCAGUCGAGGCCCUGUCUCCUGAGGCUGACAGGAAGAGGUGUAGGUAGAGACAACUCUGGGGACUCGACUUUCUUACCAAUCCAUUUAUUUAUUUGGGACUCUACAAGUUCAGCCCUCAGUUACAAGAUCCUUCUCCUGGACCCUUCCUCUAGACUAGUUCCUCCCUUAGACCUUGCCUUUCAAGCCUUCACACGCAACCAGGAAACCUGGAUAUCCCCCAACAAAAAUUCCUUGCAAAACUUGAGAUUAGGGUAGAGGGGGUACAUCUCACGCAGCAAGUUGUGUGAGUGGAACUGUCGCCGAAGAUUCAAGGAAGGUUUAACCAGUCCCAAGACCGUAUAUCUUGGGAGAGCCUGUCUGGUCAAUAGCUAACUUGCAUUUCUCCUUUCUUCCAUCAUGACAUCUCCAAGUUUCUAUCCGCCAGAGCCACAUCAUACAGGGAGCCCGUAGGUUAUUCCGGAAUCUUGACAGCUCACACAGUCAGCAGGGUCUUCAUGUGGAGCUUUCCAGCAAUGGAAAGUCCCCUGUUUACAAACGCGAUUCACAAAUGGCCUCAGGUUUCCCAGCCUUUGUGUCACUCAAAUCGUACGUUCUUCCCCCCUGCGCCCUGUUCAGAUCUCUAGGUGGGCUCGUCUUUCCCUGAGGAAACGUGGGAUGAAUCAGCAUUUCUAGAAGGAUAAAAUCUCAAGGACAAAUCAAAAUGGGCUUUAGGGGAGAGAGUAGGGAAAUCUGCCUCAGUGGGUCACAGAAGAGAGGGUGUCGCUGGUGGAGUGGCAGUGGCUAAAGUGUAGGAUGCCUACGUUUCAGAUUAGCAGGAGAAUACUUUUUAGUACAUCUCAGGUUGUUGUUUUUGUUUUUUGUUUUUUUAACAUUUAUUUAUUUUUGAGACAGAGAGAGACAGAGCAUGAACGGGGGAGGGUCAG
Molecule: messenger RNA, 3187 nt
Organism: Felis catus (domestic cat)
Lineage: Eukaryota; Metazoa; Chordata; Mammalia; Carnivora; Felidae
Gene: EGFL6
Product: EGF like domain multiple 6
Exons: 11
Coding region: 16-1677 (553 amino acids)
Cellular component (GO): membrane
Molecular function (GO): calcium ion binding
Source: RefSeq, a predicted model, not a curated record